Molecule: messenger RNA, 2431 nt
Organism: Antrostomus carolinensis (chuck-will's-widow)
Lineage: Eukaryota; Metazoa; Chordata; Aves; Caprimulgiformes; Caprimulgidae
Gene: ADGRG6
Product: adhesion G protein-coupled receptor G6
Exons: 16
Biological process (GO): heart trabecula formation; myelination in peripheral nervous system; adenylate cyclase-activating G protein-coupled receptor signaling pathway
Cellular component (GO): plasma membrane
Molecular function (GO): laminin binding; G protein-coupled receptor activity
Source: RefSeq, a predicted model, not a curated record
AUGCAGCCUGGGAAAGAAAACUCUGCAGUUGAACUGUCCUCUUAUAAGCAACAAAAAGACAUUGAACACGUCAUGGGUCAAAUGGAAACCGCUUUGGAUAUUGGGUGUGUGUUGGAUUUGUUGGCUCAUGGAUGCUAUGACUGUAGGAUCAUGCUAACUGACCCCUCUGGAGUUUUCACUUCUCCGUGCUUCCCCAGUGAUUAUCCCAACAGCCAAGCAUGCAAGUGGAUCAUCCGAGCACCUCAUGGAUUCAUCAUACAGCUAACAUUUAUAGAUUUUGACAUUGAAGAAGCUCCGGGCUGCAUUUAUGACUCACUGACAUUAGACAAUGGAGAAAGCCCAAUGAACCUUUGUGGCAUCACUGCCAAAGGAUUAUCCUAUAACUCUACUGGAAAUGAAAUGAUUGUGUCAUUUAAAAGUGACUUCAGUAUCCAAAAGAAAGGUUUUAAUGCCAGCUAUGUACGAAUUGCUGUGUCUCUGAGGAAUCAGAAAGUCAUAAUUCCCCAGGCUCCCGAUGUCGAUGCUGUGUCUGUGGCAGAGACUGUGUCAGUGCCAGAGCUUAGCCAGUUUACACUGUGCUUUGAAGCAACCAAGGGCAGUAGCGAUGACAACGAUGACUGGAAGGUUUUCUCCUACACCGAUGCAUCGUCGACAGAAUUCUUCAGCUUUGGGAAGACCACAAAAGGCCAUUUUCUGUUCAUCUCAGGCACGCAAUGCAUCCUUGAGAAUGCAUUACCCCGAAAUGGAGAGUUUUUCACGGGAACAUUUCAACAGCUCUGUGUCGUAGGAGAUAGCUUCUCGGGCAGUAUAGGUGUACAUGCCAGAAGCACCUAUCAUAUAGUGUACUGUCCGGGUAUCUUUGGCAAAGUUAUCCCUGGAAACGGGAGGCUGGUGCUGGGCUCUAACAGCAAUGAAGUGAGCUCUCUAAAUGGGGACAUUUACAACUUCCGCCUCUGGAAUUUCACCAUGAAUGCGCAAACACUGGCCAACCUCAGCUGCGAUGUGAAAGGAAACAUUGUAGACUGGGAAAAUGAAUUCUGGAGUAUUCCAACUUCAGCACUGAAAGCAGAAAACAAUUUGAGUUGUGGCUCAUACCUAAUUCCCUCUUCAGCAAUUGAACCAACCAGUUGUGCAAACUUGGGAAGCCUUUGUCAAGCUACUGUAAAUGCUACUACUCCUACACCACCCACUGUCACCACUAACAUGCCCGAUACUAAUAGAAACGAUAAGCCAAACAAUGGUGGGCUAUUCUACAGGAUAUCUAUAAUUGUCUUUAGUCCCAACUCCAAUUCAGAAUUGAAAGUGCAUGAUGUGGUUGCAGAAUGGCUAAACCGUACUUUCCAGAACUGGAAUUACACUGUAUAUGUGGUCAAUAUCAGCAUCCACCCUGGCUCCAUAAAAGAGGGAGUAAGAGAAAAAAGAAGUAUUAAAAGUUUUGGGGUUUUGGCUCUUCUGGUUUAUAAUGCUACCAACAACAUCAGUUUAGAAGAGGAAGACAUCCGACAGAAACUCAUAAAUAAUAAUAAGACCAUGGAAGGAGGAUAUAUGCUUCAUACUGUGGAUGUUGAUCCAGUGGAAAAAUGUUUAGCUGAAGAAAACCCUCCAAACUACUUUUGGCCAGAUACCAGACCAACUGUGACCAACUUUAUAUUAUGCCAUGGGAGCUCAGUUCAGACUGCAUCAAGAACCUGCUAUUUGGGUCUGAAGAACUAUACAUCAUACUGGGGCCAGCCUGAUCUUAGAAAUUGCACAGAAAAUGCAGCAGAUAUAGCCAAUCAGCUUCUGAAUCUCACUGGUGAAGGGCAGCAGCUAACCUCAGACAAAGUAAAUGAUGUUGUGCAGAAGCUCAAAAAAAUUGUGAACGAUGAAGAAAUUGAUGAAUCUCUGGGUUCUACCGUGGUGACAAUUUUUUCCAAUAUUCUGACCAGUUCAGACAGUGUAUUGGCAGCAUCAUCUUCAGAAGCUCUAAAAACUAUUGAUGCCUUGGCUUUAAAGAUUCAGUUCACUGGACCAUCCAUGAGUAUUUCAACACGAAACCUUGCACUUGGAGUGUCUUCUUUAAACUCAACUUCAUUCAAAGGUGGUUCUUUCAGUGUCAGCCCACAGAACAAUGCAUCUGAUUUCCAGAUAGAUUUUGACAAGGAUCAGACAAAUGCCUUCGCUUCUGUUGUUCUGCCACCAAGUUUACUGAAGAAUUUAAGUCAAGAUGAGUUUGAAGUUAUAUCCAGGGCUCAAUUUACUUUCUUCAAUAAAAAUGGUCUUUUUCAGGAUGCAGAAAAUCCUGCCAAUUUGACUAGUUUUGUGGUGGCAUGCAGUAUUGGAAAUAUAACCAUUCAGGAUCUUCAGGAUUAUGUGAAGGUUACAAUUAAGCAUACCAAAAUUCAGGAAGAUCCUAAGCCUACUUGUGUCUUCUGGGAUAUGAACAAAAAUG